Adineta ricciae is the source of this 3210-nucleotide messenger RNA. The record is from the annotation of a GenBank genome assembly. NCBI's taxonomy places the organism in Eukaryota, Metazoa, Rotifera, Eurotatoria, Adinetida, Adinetidae.
AUGUCGGCCGAUCUACGAUGGCUCGCUAAACAGAUCGUCUUGUGCCUGCUUAUACUAUGGACAGUAGCUGUUCUUGUUGGCCUAGUGUUCACCUUUCUGCCGAAUGAAGAGAAGAACAGCACGGCUAUUGCUGGUUUUACUGAUGAAGCAAAGUCAGCUAUGCUCACACUUACCUAUGACACAAAUAUCACCACUAAUGGAUCAUUGGUAGUUACAGAUUUAUCCGAACUUGCCGAUCAAAUCGCCAAAUCCUAUAGUAUAUCUCGCAACAUGAUACGCGUGUUUUCUGCACGAUUUAUUCGAAGUCUCAUAUUGACAAGACGAAAACGAAAGAGUGCAGUGUCAAGCAAACAGAGUAGUAAUAUGGAAACUGGAAACUUGUUUACCGUCGGACUAGAGGCCGAUUACCCAUAUUCUUGCGGUGGCAUAACAAUGUGCAAUGAUUUGUACAUUGGUCGUAUUCGAAAUACAGUGCAGAGAACUGAUCCAGUCACUUCAUUUAUAGUAACACUCAGUACCGGCACCCAAAUGAUGAUUGCUGCUACAUUUAAAGCGUUCGCGCAAAUAACCUCCACAACCACGACAACACAAUCUACCUCUACGACAGAGUCAACAACAACAACUACAAGUACCACUUCAAUUGCGUCUCCCACAACAACUACACCCAAACAAGCCGCAACGAUUACAACAACAGCAAUAGCAACGUCUACUAAAACGGAAACCACAGUUCAAUUUACUAUUACCCUAGGACCCAUUCAAUCCACAACAAUAGCUAACACACCAACAACUCAGUCUACAGCCACCGCCAUGGUAUUUACGACAUCCACUAUUACAACACCAACAAUAACGACACCAACAACUCAGUCUACAGCCACUGCCAUGGUGUUUACGACAUCCACAAUUACCAUACCAACAAUUACGACACCAACAACUGAGACUACAGCCACUACAAUGGUGUUCACGACAUUCACAAUUACCAUACCAACAAUUACGACACCAACAACUGAGACUACAGCUACUGCAAUGGUGUUCACGACACCAACAACUGAGACUACAGCUACUGCAAUGGUGUUCACGACAUUCACAAUUACCAUACCAACAAUUACGACACCAACAACUGAGACUACAGCUACUACAAUGGUGUUCACGACACCAACAACUGAGACUACAGCUACUGCAAUGGUGUUCACGACAUUCACAAUUACCAUACCAACAAUUACGACACCAACAACGGAGACUACAGCCACUACAAUGGUGUUCACGACAUUCACAAUUACCAUACCAACAAUUACGACACCAACAACGGAGACUACAGCCAUUACAAUGGUGUUCACGACAUUCACUAUUACCAUGCCAACAAUUACGACACCAACAACGGAGACUGCAGCCACUAACAUGGUGUUCACGACAUCCACUAUUACAACACCAACAAUAACGACACCAACAAUAAUGACACCAACAACUGAGACUACAGCCACUACAAUGGUGUUCACGACAUCCACUAUCACCAUACCAACAAUUACGACACCAACAACUGAGACUACAGUCACUAACAUGGUGUUCACGACAUCCACUAUUACCAUACCAACAAUUACGACACCAACAACUCAGUCUACAGCCACUAACAUGGUGUUCACGACAUCCACUAUUACAACACCAACAAUAACGACACCAACAACUCAGUCUACAGCCACUAACAUGGUGUUCACGACAUCCACUAUUACAACACCAACAAUAACGACACCAACAACUGAGACUACAGCCACUACAAUUGUGUUUACGACAUCCACUAUUACGACACCAACAACUGAGACUACAGCCACUACAAUGGUGUUCACGACAUCCACAAUUACCAUACCAACAAUUACGACAUCCACUAUUACCACGCCAACAAUUACCACACCAACAAUUACGACACCAACAACUGAGACUACAGCCACCGCCAUGGUAUUUACGACAUCCACAAUUACCACACCAACAACUGAGACUACAGCCACUACAAUGGUGUUCACGACAUCCACAAUUACCAUACCAACAAUUACGACAUCCACUAUUACCACGCCAACAAUUACCACACCAACAACUGAGACUACAGCCACUACAAUGGUGUUCACGACACCAACAACUCAGUUUACAACCACUACAAUUGUAUUUAUGACACCGACUACUACGACCUCAACAACAACAACAACAACUACUACUACAGGUUCUACGACAACAGCAGCAACAGCAAUAACUACUGCUACUACUAGCACAACCACAACCUUAACGACUACAACAAUAACUACUCCUACAACGCCAACAUUACCAACGUCAACAAGUUCUACGACAACAACAACACCUACUAUUAGUACAAUGACAACCUUAGCAACAACAACGACAACGGCAUCUACGACAACAAUAAUAACGACUACUACAAGUACUUCUACGACAGCAGCAGCAACAACCACUAGUACUACUACGACAACAUUAACGACAACAACAUCAACUACUACUACCAGUACAACGACAACAACAAUAAGUACUACUACAAGUACUACUACGACAACAUUAACAACAACAACGUCAACAACUUCUACGACAACAACAACAUCUACUACCAGUACAACGACAACAAUAAUAACUACUACUACAAGCACUUCUACGACAGCAGUAGCAACAAUAACAACAACAACUAGUACUACUGCUAGCACAACAACGACGCAAAGUUCAAUUCAGAUUUGUGCAGACUAUUUCACGAGUAGCUCUGUUCUUUAUUUUGUUACCAAUCCAUCGACAAACAUUUGGGGAUAUCCUAGUUACGUGCAGUACUCUUUUAAUCGAACGGCAACUACGACAAAUACAACCAUUGGAUUUUUCUUUCGGAACGAUCCUGGUGGCUGGAUGUUGGAUGAUGUGUCAGUGUAUAUUGGAAGUACACAGUUGGCUGUCAACGGUGGAUUUGAAACUGGUAAUUUAAAUGGUUGGGUUUAUCGCACGAGUGGUAGUGCUUGUCUAUUAAAUAAAGGACAAGCUUAUUCUGACUCGUGGCCCUCAUCGAAUCAUGCGCAUGGUGGAACUUAUUACUACUAUGAUCGGUGUAGCAGUGGAUGUGAUGUGAUACAACAAUCGUUUGUGACUGUUCCUGGGAAUAUUUAUAUAAUUAAUUUUUAUCUCACAAACUACGGUUGUUGUGGAACUACAUCAAUUGCAGGUGUUACAUUUUCAUGA